AUGGAUGAAUCUAGAAUGUUGUCCCCCUCUGGUUCAAUCGGCUCCGACAAAAUCAGUCCAACUCUAUUUCCUAAGAAUAGUGAAGAUUCAACUAAAGACACGUCUCCAGGUUCUCAAGCUGUGGCUUCGGAAAGUAGACACUCAGAUGAUUACAGAUAUCUAGGCCUCCGACCUCGGUCUGAUUCGAAACAAGAUUCGAACUCGAGUGCCUUGCACAGCAGCUUCCGCCCGGAUCCAGAGAAGACUGUACCCAUCACACAAAGGAUUGUGAACGGCAGUAGCAAGAAUCCUUACACUGGACAAGUUACAAACUAUACCUAUAUCGAGUACAAGUCGAAUACAACACCCAUCAAGGGCUUCAGCUGUCAACGAGCACCUGAGCAAAUUGAACUUCCUGCUUCAAAGCCAAAGGAACCAGUAGAACUGUGGAAGAUUUUCCCUCCACCGUCAAAUGCUGCCUACAUGGGAAUGGAAAAAGUCGAGGAGGACUACGAUCCUCAACAAUAUGAUGCUUUUGAUGCUGCUCUUGAUGGAGCUGAACUAGCUAUCAAGAAUACACCUUCUCCUCAAAAGUCUGCGCUUGCUGGAGCUACUAGGCAUACUAGGCGAAGACUGUCGGUUGGUGGUAUUGUAGCCACGAGAAUGGAUUUUACACAAAAGGCAUGGGUAGAAUUUGACCCUUCAGUUAUUGGUGAGAUCUACAGCGAAGACGAACAAAAAGCCGACUUCAUCAGAAAUUUGGACGAAGGAGCCCAAAUCGAAUACUGCAAAAAGUGCAAAGAGCGCCACAUCCCGCCCGGCUCUACCCUCACACUAGCAGAGCGAGACACCUGUGGAGCAUACCUACCCGAAUGGUUUCCAACCAAGGGAAUCCAUAAACCAUGGACAAGCUUCACCGAAAUGAUCAAUCACUGGGUCCGUCUCACUGAGAUCGACCAAGGAUAUAACCACAAAGAGAAUCCGGAUCGUCACCUCUGGAAUCUAGAGUUUCACGAAAAUGACGACAAAUGGAAACAGGUAGGACGAACCAAGGGACACGGAGGCUGGUGGAGAUGUAGAAAUGGACUCCGUGCUACGUAUGCGGAGAGAUCGUGUCGGGCGUGCACAUCUAAAGAUGCUAUCUAUAGGGACCAUGAAGUGCAAGUUCAGAAACUCAAACCGAGCGCCUUACACAGUAAACAGAAUAUCGAAAAUUGGAUUGCGAAGAUGGUUAAGGAGGGUGGAAGGAGAGAUAAAGAGCUCGUGUUGGCUAUGUGGCGUACGAAUGGUAUUCCGAUGCAUUAUGGCCCGAGGAUUUUGAGAAAUGUCGAUAAAUGA
Molecule: messenger RNA, 1317 nt
Organism: Sclerotinia sclerotiorum 1980 UF-70
Lineage: Eukaryota; Fungi; Ascomycota; Leotiomycetes; Helotiales; Sclerotiniaceae
Exons: 3
Coding region: 1-1317 (438 amino acids)
Source: RefSeq, a predicted model, not a curated record